Messenger RNA from Thunnus maccoyii (southern bluefin tuna), 453 nucleotides. RefSeq names its product obscurin-like protein 1. The coding region runs from base 130 to 453 and encodes 107 amino acids. NCBI's taxonomy places the organism in Eukaryota, Metazoa, Chordata, Actinopteri, Scombriformes, Scombridae. The transcript has 3 exons. The record is from RefSeq and is a predicted model, not a curated record.
AUGGAGGUGGCAUCACAGCUGAGUCUAUAUUGGUGGUGGUGAGCUCAGCCAAGUGAGUUGUAGCCCUUCUGUGAUAACUGUGGUAGAAAGCAAAGAUUCCCUGAUCACACCAAGAGAAGAGCAGGAGGCAUGGGAGACAAUAAACCUGGAGGAAUAGUAGCAGCUGCAAAGAACCGUCUGCAGGUGGUGAAAGGUUUGGAGGAUGUGGAGGUGUCUGAGUGUGAGAGCUGCUCCCUUGAGGUGACCCUCAACUUGGCCUACAUCGAGGGUGUGUGGAGCAGGGAUGGGAUGCAGCUCAAGUCUAAGCCCAACUGUCGCAUCAGCACGCAUGGGAAGAAACACUCCCUCAUACUGAAGAGGGUGGCUUUGGGAGACGCCGGCUUGUUCUCUUUUCAGGCCAGCGGCAUUCAGACCUCAGGCAGACUCAGUGUUAGAGGUAAGGUGGUUCAAUAG